Messenger RNA from Coccomyxa subellipsoidea C-169, 1631 nucleotides. RefSeq lists its product as hypothetical. Bases 780 to 1631 code for a protein of 283 amino acids. Lineage: Eukaryota; Viridiplantae; Chlorophyta; Trebouxiophyceae; Coccomyxaceae. The record is from RefSeq and is a predicted model, not a curated record. The transcript has a single exon.
ACCUCUGCAAUUACAUAUUCACUAGAGUGUGAUGAAAAUUGAACAUCCUCAAAAGACAGCAAUCAAAUCCCCCACUACCUCCGUCACAUACAACUCAAAACCCAAAGAUCAAAUGAGGUUCCUGAACUCAAACAAGUGCAUUUUCCACUGAACAGUAGGCGCUCUUGCGCAGUGCCAGAGUGAAGUUUGUGGACUCGGGGACUAAACAAAAGAUUCUAUUGAAUAGAUCACUUGAGCAAAGAAUUUGCCGCAUGGAACACCAAGCAAGCUAGGGACGAUCGCCAAUCAGGGGUAGUAGCAUACACUGUCUGCAGAAACUCUCGUGCAUUUUGGUAUAACAGCAAAUCAGACAAUAGUUUCUAGACUGCAACAUCUGUUGACAAAGAACUAUAAGCGGGCAGCUCACCGUUUGCCACCCUGCCAUCAUUGCUCGCUGCUCUACUGGCUAAAGGCUGCAGCCCAAGCUGCAGGCCUUCAGACAUGUUGCCACGUUUGACCCGGCAGUUCCACGGCAAAUAUCUCCAAGUACUUCAGCGCUCCCAAUGGGCCAGCACACGGAACCCGGCAGAGGCGGUGUGAACCAGCAGUGAAAGACUACUUAGCCUCUUAAUGCCGAGCAGGUGCAAAGGAACCAGCCUCCGGGGCGGCGGCAGGUGAUUCCGCGGCGGCAGGUGAUUCCGCGGCAGCAGGUGAUGCCUCAGCGGCAGUAGGGCCUGCUGCAGGCGCAGCCUCCGGGGCAGCGGCGGGAGCCGCCUCGGGAGCAGCGGCCGGGGUGGUAGAUGCGGCCUCCGGUGCAGCUGCUGGGGCAGCUUCAGGGGUCGUCGCAGGCGCAGCCUCUGGCGCAGCGGCCGGGGCGGCCGCGGGUGUUGCUGCGGCGGCCUCGGGAGCCGCAGCAGGAGCAGCAGUUGCAGCCUCCGGUGCUGCUGCAGGGGCGGCUGCGGGCGUGGCUGCAGCUGCCUCGGAAGCUGCUGCAGGUGCGGCUGUGGCGGCCUCGGGUGCUGCUGCGGGCGCUGCCUCCGGAGCCGCAGCAGGAGCAGCUGUGGCGGUUUCGGGCGCUGCUGCAGGGGCGCCCUCCGGAGCUGCUGGGGAAGCUUCCGGAGUCGCUGCAGGGGCUGCAGCGGGGGCCGCCUCGGGAGCAGCGGCGGGGGAAGCAGUCGCAGCCUCCGGGGCAGCUACAGGCGCAGCAGUGGCCGCCUCUGGUGUCGCAGCAGGAGCAGCCGCGGUUGCCUCGGGAGCAGCUGCAGGUGCCGCCUCUGGGGCAGCGGCGGGGGCGGCAGGAGAUGCCUCAGGAGCAGCGGCCGGGGCGGCAGGUGCCGCCUCCGGGGCAGCUGCUGGUGAUGCAGUCGUGGCUUCAGGAGCCGCGGCAGGAGCGGCCUCCGGAGCUGCUGCAGGCGCAGCAGUGGCGGCCUCGGGAGCAGUGGCCGGGGCGGCAGUGGCUGCCUCCGGUGCAUCAGCAGGGGAAGCUUCAGGAGCCGCUGCAGGUGCGGCAGGUGCGGCCUCUGGGGAAGCGGCAGGGGCCGCUGCAGGGGAGGCCUCGGGAGCAGCGGCGGGGGACGCGUCAGCAGCUGGUGAGGCGUCUGGUGAUGGUGACUGCAGCAACACUGCAGCACACAACUCACAAAGCAUGGUGA